Dermatophagoides farinae (American house dust mite) is the source of this 1535-nucleotide messenger RNA. RefSeq lists its product as uncharacterized. The record is from RefSeq and is a predicted model, not a curated record. Lineage: Eukaryota; Metazoa; Arthropoda; Arachnida; Sarcoptiformes; Pyroglyphidae.
AUUUUCUACACGAUCACCACUUUCGAUCAAGGACAAUGAUAAGCUAACUUUUACUAACAUGAACCUGAAGGGUUGUUGUCGAAGUUUUGUUAAUACACGUCAACAUUCUAUUUAAUCUUUUUACUACAUUAACCUGACCCUGGAUAUACGCAUGGAUUUUCUGGAAGAUAGCUGUUUAUCAACAAGUGUCAUGGUCAAGUCAUAUAAAAAGCCAUGCCAAACAAGCACUCGAUAUCAUUUUUUGCUGGCUGGUCGUUAUUAUUCACCAUCAUCAUUAUCAUCAACAUUUUAUUAUUUUGCAACACAAUUUUUUAGAUAUGACCAAGAACGACCAAAUCGCGUCGUUGCGAUACCAUUUAAAGAAUUUGUUCGUAUCGAUCGACUCUGGAAAUGAUUUGAAAUUCAUCCAGAACUACGAAAAAUAUGUUGGCAAACUCGUCAAAUUUAUGAAGAGAUAUAGAUAUUACGCAAUGAAUCUCGAAAUGUUCGACGCCGUGCAAAAAGGUGGAAGCUUUGAUCAGCUCACCAGAAAUUUCGUCAUUGAUCAAAGAAUCAUUGAGAUCCAAAUUUGAUCGUGCAAAUGAACUUGCUGCUGGUUUUUCAGAGUUAAUACCGAAAAGAACAUUUGACGAGAAUAAUGCCAUUGUGAAAUCAAUGCAUGCAAUCCAAAGAGGCGAAAUCUCUUCGGCAAAUUGCUGCAGCAAGGAAUUUUGCAGUCACGUGUCAUUAUAUCAACAUAUCGUUGCUGAUCAUUCGAAUUUCUAUGUCGACGACAGUAUUCCUCAGAAUGAAUCGCCCGAAAAAAAUCUAAGAAAAUCACGAUCAACACCAUCAGAUUUAGCGUCUCAAGCAAAUCAAAGAGUCGAAUCAACUGGAUGUAUGGAGAAAAAAUCAUCACCAAUGUGUUCAACGUUCGGCGUUGAUAAUCAUGAAACAAACUUAUCUCAACCAACGAUCAUCUAAUGGCGAAAAAAUAACUGUAACAAAAAUUUUUGAUCAUAACGUAAACUGUUCGCCACAGCAACAAUCAUCUUCAGUUGAAUCAAUGAAUGGAUCAUCUCAAGCAUUGGCCGAUUCAAAUGAUGACAAUUCUUCAGUCCGAUCAUUGUUACAACAAGAAGAGAAUCGUAAACUUUUGAAAGAUUAUGAUUAUCAAUAUCGAUGCCUCGAUCUUAUAGUCAAAACACUUAAGGAUAAGAAAGCAUCAAAGCUAACUCUUCAUCGCUUGACGCAAGAAGUUAAACGCGUAUUUAAAGAUUGGUUAUUUCCAUUGAAUGAUAAUUUUUAUCCAUUAUUUCUAUUCGAUAAAGAUGCUGAUGUACAUUUCGAAUUUUUCAUUUUGGAUCCAGAAUCACCAGUCAAUAUUACUAAUCGAUCACCAUGUUCGGACUUGCGAAUUUUUGAACUGUCUAAAUUAAUCUAUUCAUUUGUCUAUGAAUAUUGUAAAACUAUUUCUGAAUAAUAGCUUUUUUUAAAACUUUUGUUUUGUUAAUGAAUAUAAAUUUUUUCGUAAAAAAUAUUUAUUUAAAACUAUC